UCACCCGUCCUCUUUUCGCGCCAAUGCGGUGCAUUGUGGGGGAAAGUUAGCGGAAGUCCGCCCGAUCGUGUUGUGUUGUGUUGUGCUGUGCUGUGUGUUGUUGUGUGAGUUGUCUAUGUGUCUCCGGGUGUUUUGUGGAGGAUUUCUGUUUUUAGGUUAAACUUUAAACGAGAGUUUGUAGGAAUGCGGGGCGAAGAGUCGUCCGAUUCCGAGUGCGGAAGGAUGGAGGAGAGCUCGGUGCGGAGGAGCCUGGAGACCUUGUGCCAGGAGCUCAACAUGGACGAGAGCACCGCCUCGGAGACCAUGGACAGCUUCUCUAGCAUCUGGAACACCUACACCCUGGAGGGCGAGGUGGUCCACUGGCUGGCCUGCUCCCUGUACGCCGCCUGCAGGAAGGGCUCCACGCCCACCGUGGGCAAAGGCCUGAUGGAGGGCAACUGUGUGUCGCUCACCAGGAUCCUCCGGACCGCCAAGCUCAGUCUGAUCCAGUUCUUCUCUAAGAUGAGGAAGUGGGCCGACAUGUCGAACCUCCCCCAGGACUUCAGGCUCCGGAUGGAGCGCCUCGAGCGCAACUUCGAGGUCUCCACCGUCAUCUUUCGCAAGUUCGAGCCCAUCUUCAUGGACAUGUUCCAGGACCCGCAGGGCGGGGGGCGUCCCCGGCAACCCCGCAGCAGGAAGCACAGGCGUUUGCCGUGUCACAUCAGCGACGUGUUCAAGUUCUGCUGGACUCUGUUUGUUUACACCAAAGGUAACUUCCGGAUGAUCGGGGACGACCUGGUGAACUCGUACCACCUGCUGCUCUGCUGCCUGGACCUUGUGUUUGGCAACGCGCUGCUCUGUACCAACAGGAAGGAGCUCAUCAACCCCACCUUCAGAGGUCUGCCGGCGCUCCACCCUGCUGGCGGCCUGCUGUCAGACGAUCCUCCUCCGUGUGUGUUGGAGCGUCUCUGUGAGCUUCAUGACGGCCUGGUGGUGGAGGCCAAGGGCAUCAAACAGCACUACUUCAAACCCUACAUCCAGAAGCUCUACCACAGAGAGAUCCUGAAGGGCAACGAGGAGCAUUUGACAGAACUGUUGGAUCCUCAGAACUUUAUUGAUAACAAUAAGGCCAUAAACAGGGAGUACGAGGAGUACGUGUUGACCGUGGGAGACUUUGACGAGCGAGUGUUUCUGGGAGCUGACGCCGACGAGGAGAUCGGAACCCCGAGGAAAGUCCUCCAGGGGCCGAGUCACAUGAGCUCUCAGAGUCCACCACGUCAACACGUGGAGAAGUCAGGUUCUCUUGCCCCACCCACCCCUCUGACUGGGCGGGGCUAUCUGAAAGAGAAGGACCUGCUCGUCACCCCCGUCUCCUCGGCAACGCAGAGCGUCAGCCGGCUUCAGGGCAUGGUGUCCGGCCUGAGGGCGUCUCCCAGCGAGCAGCUGAUGCAGAUGUUCAGGUCGUGCUCCAGGAAUCCCACAGAGUCCAUACUGGGCCGAGUGAAGACACUGGGACAAACCUUCAAGCACCAUUACACCAAAGACUCCGAGGACAUGCCGGGAUCUCACAUAGACUUUGCAGAGAACCGUCUCAAGUUGGCUGAGAUCCUUUACUACAAAAUCCUGGAGAACGUCCUGCUGCAGGAGACCAAGCGCCUCCACGGCAAAGACAUGAGUGUGCUGUUGGAGCAGGACAUGUUCCACUGCUCCCUGGUGGCUUGUUGUCUGGAGGUGGUGUUGUUCUCCUACAGCUCCCAGAGGACAUUCCCCUGGAUCAUCGACAUCUUCAAGCUGACCCCAUUCUACUUCUUCAAGGUGAUCGAGGUGUUCAUCCGCUCAGAAGAGGGCCUCUCUAGAGACAUGGUGAAGCAUCUGAACCUCAUUGAGGAGCAGGUUCUGGAGAGCAGAGCGUGGAGGGCCGACUCUGCCCUGUGGAGCGCCUUGCAGGCUGCGGGUAGCAAGGUCCCCACGGUGGAGGAGGUGAACUUCCCCUCCAGCCUGGACACGGGUUCUGGCGGGGGGGUUCCAUCUCACCUGCCCCUGGUCGCCCUCUCCCCCAUCAUCCACCCCCGCAUAAGGGAGUUCAGAUCCGGUCUGGGCAGCGCUCGUAAAGACGUUCCUCCGUCUCCGUUGUCGGUCCAUGACCGGUACAGCUCCCCGGCGGCUGGCAGCGCCAAGCGGCGUCUGUUCGGGGACGACCCACCGGCCCGACCCCCGUGCGUGACCCCAGGCAGCCAGGUGAUGUCGCCUGCCAAGAGGUUGACAUUCGGGUGCGGCGGCACCCUGAGGAUCGGAGCUCAGAGCGCUCAGACCACCGUGCUCAGCAUCCCGCUGCAAGGUGGGAAUAACGAGCGCACCAUCGCACUGAUUCCAGUACAGCCGUGUGACUCCUCCGGGACGAUCACCGCUCAGUUCCUCCUCACCGCCUCGCCGAGCCGAGCCCCCGGGCCCGUGACCUCUGACCCCCAGGUGGGAACCGCCCGGCCGCGACGCACUGGAUCGCUCGCGCUGUUCUUCAGGAAGGUGUACCACCUGGCCAGCGUGCGGCUCAGGGACCUGUGCGUGAGGAUGGACGUCUCCUCCGAGCUGCGGGGGAAGAUCUGGACCUGUUUUGAGAACUCGCUGGUCCACAGCACCGGUCUGAUGAGGGACCGGCACCUGGACCAGCUGCUGCUGUGCAGCGUCUACAUCGUGUCCAAGAUCACCAAAGAGACUCACAGCUUCCACGACAUCAUGAAGUGUUACCGAUGCCAACCGCAGGCCAGCAGCCACGUGUACCGCAGUGUGUUGCUGCGCCACAGGGAGCAGGCGCCGGAUGAGAACAUGGAGGUGGAUCCCGUCUCAGGGGGAGAAUCCGCAGAGAAAACCGACGAGGGGGCGGGACCAGCAGGACCAGCCGACCAAUCGGAGGAGCGUGGAGACCUCAUCCAGUUCUACAACAGCAUCUUCGUGCUGAAGAUGAAGAGCUUCGCUCUGCGUUACGCCACCCAGGACCACCGGGCCGACGCCCUCCCCCUGUCGCCCUUCCCCUCGGUCCGGGCUCAGCCUCUGUCCCCUCGCCGGGUCUCUCAGAGACACUCGCUGUACGUCUCUCCUCACAAGUCGUCCGCCUGCUGCCUCACCCCCAACUCCUUCACCUACCGCAUCAACAGCAGCCCAGCCAAGGAGUUAUCCGACAUCAACCGGAUGAUCCGACAGGGCAGCUCCAGCAGGAAGCGCGCCUUCACCAUGGAGGGGGACGUGAUGAUGUCAUCAGCCUGCGACUCUCCCAGCAAGAAGGCGUGUCCAGAGAGCAGCAGCAGCGCCGACGUGCUUCUGAAGCGUCUCCAGGACGUCGUGUCGGAGCGACAGAGCCACUGACCUUAAAGAGCAAAUUUGUCCCAGACAGGAAGCAGGAAGUUUGUCCUCCCUGCCUGCGACCAAUAAAACGCUGGACUCACCCGGCGUCGCCCGACGUCGCCCGACCACAUGUUGGUGUCACUGCUUUUACUUCCAGGUGCGAUAACAGGAAGCAGCAUGUUGGCUGUACUGUACAUGGUUGGUGUUCAGGUGAGAUGGAACACACUCAUGAGGAGGGACAGCGUCUGUCUUUUGUCAUGUGACCUGUUGCUAGGAGACGGGGCGUGUUUAUAGCAGGCAUUUCGGUGUCCCGUCAUGCGUUAUGCGAUUGGAACGUACCACAACGCACUAUAAUGAUUUCUGUGUCCUUUGUCCAGAUUCCUGCUCGUCAGUUUACUUUGACGUCAGCCGUUUUAUUCUUAAACUAACUGGUUUUUAUCUUCGGUCUGAGCCACAUUAUGUUUGAUGAUGUAACAGAAGCAGAAACUGUGUAGCACCACACGUUAUUCCGUUUAACAUUUCAGGAAACAAUAAACCAUCGAACCUUUUGCGCUCAAAGCUUAAUGAGUCAAAUCUGUUUUUGUGCUUUUCUGAAAUAUUGUCAUAAAAAGUAUUUUGGACAAUAAAUGGAACUUUGAACAAUUAGUGUUCAUUAAUUUGA
Messenger RNA from Gasterosteus aculeatus aculeatus (three-spined stickleback), 3979 nucleotides. RefSeq names its product retinoblastoma-like 1 (p107) (gene rbl1). Gene Ontology annotation, biological process: negative regulation of G1/S transition of mitotic cell cycle; cell differentiation; regulation of transcription by RNA polymerase II. Gene Ontology annotation, molecular function: RNA polymerase II transcription regulatory region sequence-specific DNA binding. Gene Ontology annotation, cellular component: nucleus; transcription regulator complex; chromatin. Lineage: Eukaryota; Metazoa; Chordata; Actinopteri; Perciformes; Gasterosteidae. The record is from RefSeq and is a predicted model, not a curated record.